AUGAUCCCCGGAGAGUAUGGCUACAGCACGGUGGCUGUCCUGCUCAUCACGAUCGGCUCCAUGUUCGGCAUCUGCCUCAUCUUCUUCAACUCCUGCCAGGAGACAUUCACGCUGGUCCUGCAGCUGUUUGUGGGCUUGGCCGUGGGAACCCUCUCAGGAGAUGCUCUGCUGCACCUCAUCCCACAGAUCCUUGGCCUCCAUGACAGCACGCACAGUCACAGUGACGAACACUUUCCAGAAGAAAAGGGAUACCUGUGGAAGAUCUUGGGCCUGAUUGCUGGGAUUUAUGGAUUUUUCCUCAUUGAAAAGAUAUUCUCGUUCGUCGUCCCAUCACACAGUCAUGGUCACUCUGGGGAGCUCCCCUCAGAGAUGAACUGCAACAGCCAGUCCCAGCGGGGGAAGUCCAUCUCCACCAUCCAGCUGCUCUUAUACAACCGGGAACGAGGAGAGGUGUGGGAGGAGGUAAAGAAACAGAGCGUGUAG
Menidia menidia (Atlantic silverside) is the source of this 483-nucleotide messenger RNA. The record is from the annotation of a GenBank genome assembly. NCBI's taxonomy places the organism in Eukaryota, Metazoa, Chordata, Actinopteri, Atheriniformes, Atherinopsidae.